GGCGUCGGAGCGGUGUGCCCACCUCAAAGGCCCUCGGGGGCUUCCCCGCUGCUCUUGAGGGGAGAAGGUUGGAGGCGGAGGAGAGGCCUCUCCACACCCGAAAGGAGGGCGCAGGAGAGGAGAGAGAGAGAGAGACCCCCUUCCCCUCAAGUUCUUUGCGUGGCCCAAUCUUUUGCCUCAUUAUUGCUCUCCUUUCUUGCGACUCUAUUCCCCCAAUUCUUCCCUUCAAAAUGAACCUCUGGGCCGCCUUGCCUCCCAGCAACCCUGUCCCAUUCCGUCACGGAUGGUAACAAGAGGAAAACCGGUUCCUUGGGCUCCUUCAGACUGCCUUAGAGCCCCCUCCCCCUCCACCCCCUGCUGCUCGUCUCGCCGGGAGUCGUGAGGGCAUCCAGCCCUCCCAGCAGCGAUUGCUAGGAAUUUGAAUGAAGAGUGGUCCUCUCCCGCUGCUGCUGCCGCUGCCAUCUUCCUCCUCCUCCUCCUCCCCCUCCCCUCCUGCUGGAUCCCUGGUUGGGAUGCAAAACCUGAACUUGGAGAAGCAGCAUCUCUCGCGAAGAACCAGACGGAGAGCUUAGCAAUGAAUCCGCUGAAGCUCCGAUCCAUCAAAGAGCCAGAUCAACGAGGCACAGACCAUCCCUAGACGUGAUUAAAUAUCCCUUUCUUCCAAGGCUCGGAGACAACACGGAUUUACCUGACCUGUCUUCUUCACGAUUUGGCGUUCAAAGCACAACCAUCUGGAGGAGAUGUUGCUUGUGAAGAGCCUGUUUCUCUGCUAAUCAAUCAGACCUCGCAGCACACUCAUGUCUGAAUUGUGAAAGAGACAGAACACUUAACCCUUCAUCAGCUUGUCCUGAUGUCCUGGCGUCUGCUUGCUCCUCCUGCUGGGAAGUGGUAGCUGCUGCUGAAGACCCUUCUUCAGUAAGUAAGAUUUCAGCGACAGAUGGAUCUUUCUCUUUCCCCGUUCUUUUCUCUUCUACUCUUUCUGUCUCCCUUUCUUCCCUCCCCAAUUUCAGCUCUGCUUCCUAUAUAUCUAUAUUUUUUGUUUUCAACAUGCUUGAUCUGAAGUUCUGAAGCCUUGCUUGGUGGAGACCAGUGAGACAAGAAGGAGGAAGCAGCAGCACCCAACGGAGCAUUCGCAAGAUACGAAGGCAGCUCUGCCUUGUUCUUCCAGCUGCAUCAUGGUGUCGUUGAGGGGCGGAUGUGGAAGAUUCACACAAAAACAAUUUGUCAUUGAAUGUUUUGUUUUUGUUGGGCUUUGAGAAGAAGCACAAAGUAUAUAUAUAUAUAUAUAUAUAUAUAUAUAUAUAUAUAUAUAUAUAUCCAUUUAUAUCUCUCUGCAAGUACAAUUUUCAUCCAGCCCGUUUGAUCGCACAGGAGCUAGACAUUUUUAUCUCCAUCUCUGUGUGGAAAAGACACUGUAACAAUGGUGGCAUCACAUAGGACUGGGGUCCACAGGCCCUUCCGUUGCUAAGUGCCAAGUGUGUCUACAGAUUCAACUCUGCUCUCCUCUCUUUCUUUGGCUGUGUUUUUUUUUGCCUCUUUUGGCCUAAAGGGGUAACAUAGCCCAUCAUGCUUCGUUUGGGAUUCUGGGUGGCUACCUUGCUUUGUUUAUUUGCUCCUGGCUUGGUCUAUAGUGAUUGCUGGCUCAUUGAAGGAGAUAAAGGUUAUGUGUGGCUUGCGAUUUGCAGCCAGAACCAGCCUCCAUAUGAGACCAUUCCCCAGCACAUCAACAGCACUGUGCAUGACUUGCGAUUGAAUGAGAACAAACUCAAAGUGGUCCUUUAUUCCUCUCUCAACCGCUUUGGGAACUUAACAGACCUCAACCUAACCAAAAACGAGAUCUCCUACAUUGAGGAUGGGGCCUUCAUGGGACAGUCUAACCUGCAGGUAUUGCAACUGGGCUACAAUAAGCUCACCAACCUGACUGAGGGCAUGCUGCGUGGCAUGGGCCGCCUCCAGUUUCUCUUUGUGCAGCACAACCUGAUUGAGGUGGUCACUCCCAAUGCCUUUGUGGAAUGUUCCAGCCUGAUCAGCAUUGAUCUGUCCUCCAACCGCCUCAGUCGGCUGGAGGGAAGCACUUUCACCAGCCUGAACAACCUGAUGGUAUGUGAACUAGCUGGGAAUCCAUUCAACUGUGACUGCAACCUCUAUGGCUUUCUCAUGUGGUUGGUGGCCUUCAACAAUGUCACAAAAAACUAUGACCGCCUGCAGUGUGAGACUCCCCGAGAGUUCGCUGGAUAUCCACUUCUCAUGCCUCGGCCUCAUCACAGCCGCAAUGCCAUCACCAUCUUCAAGUCAAUGUGUGGUGAUGGCACCUUUCCCCCCAUCUCAAGGAUCAAACCCACCCAAUUCAUAACUGAUUCUCAGAGAGACCCAGACGACAUUGCUGAAAACUCAGGCAUAAGCCCAGGGGAUUUUCUCUCAGUUGAACCUCCAGCAUCUUCCACCACCGAUUCUUCAGUUAACCCCAGCAUCAAGCUGCAGCAUGUGACUAUCACCUCAGCUACCUUGAUGGUCACAAUCCCAUCUCCCUUUAGCAAGAUGUAUGUGCUUGUUCAGUACAACAACAGUUACAUCUCUGAUGUAAUGACUCUGAAGAAAAAGAAAGAAGUUGUCACUCUCACACAUCUAAAGGCUCAUACAGAUUAUACUUUUUGUGUGGCUUCUAUACGCAAUUCUAAACGCUUCAACCACACCUGCCUCUCAUUUGCCACUCGCAGUAAAGGGAGAGAAGAGCCAGUGCCCAACACCUCCACCACAACCCAUUACAUCAUGACUAUCUUAGGAUGCCUUUUUGGGAUGGUUAUUAUUCUUGGCAUUGUUUAUUAUUGUCUGCGGAAACGUAGAAUACAAGAAGAGAAGCAAAAAUCCCUUAAUGUCAAGAAAACCAUACUAGAGAUGCGUUAUGGCUCUGACAUUGACACCAGUUCAAUGGUACAUCCAUCACAGAAAUUAGGAGAGCCACCUGUUAUCCCGGUAUCACGGAUGUCUUCACUUCCCUCCAUGAUUGGUGAGAAGAUGCCUUCAUCCAAAUCUAUGGAUACUGGGAUGGAAACUCCUAAGGUUACCACCAAGGGCAAUUACAUUGAAGUUCGGACAGGUGGUGGGGAUGGGCUAGACAGGUCACAGAGAGAUGAUGACCUGCAUGAACUGGACAAUGGGCAAGGUUCAGCAGCUGAGAUCUCAACAAUUGCCAAGGAAGUGGACAAAGUGAACCAGAUAAUCAACAAUUGCAUUGAUGCUCUAAAGUUGGACACAGCCUCUUUCUUGGGGGGAGGGGGAGGUGUUGACUCUGACAUGGCUUUUGAAUGCCAGUCCAUACCAGCUGGCUCUUCUGGUGGGUUAGAACGGCCAAGUUUUCUCUCACCACCCUACAAGGAGAGUUCCCACCACCCCCUGCAGCGCCAACUCAGUGCAGAUGCUGCUGUGACCAGGAAAACCUGCAGUGUCUCCUCCAGUGGCUCUAUCAAGAGUGCCAAGGUCUUCAGUCUUGAUGUACCUGAUCACCCACCGUUAAGCAAGGCAGAUUCCAAAUACAUUGAGAAAGGAAGCCCACUCAAUAGCCCCUUGGAUCGUCUUCCCCUUGUGUCCCCAGGUGCCAUUCACCACCUGGAGGUGAAACCUUCCUAUCACUGCAGUGAACACCGGCAUUCCUUCCCAGCUCUCUACUAUGAGGAGAGUGGUGACACCUUAAGCCAACGGGUGUCCUUCUUGAAACCACUCUCCCGUUCCAAGCGGGACUCCACAUAUUCUCAGCUCUCACCCAGACAUUACUUCUCGGGCUAUUCCUCCAGCCCAGAGUACUCCUCAGAGAGCACCCAUAAGAUCUGGGAGCGUUUCCGGCCUUACAAGAAGCACCACCGGGAGGAAGUUUACAUGGCAGCUGGCCAUGCUCUGCGGAAGAAAGUCCAGUUUGCCAAGGAUGAAGAUCUCCAUGAUAUCUUGGAUUACUGGAAAGGUGUCUCUGCUCAGCAGAAGUUGUGACUCUCUCACUGAAAAGAAAGAAAACCCAUCCACACUUAUACCAAGUUAUCCACCUGACUGUGAAAACAACCAACCUGGCAAAAGAAACUGAAAAUCACCCAAGUUUACAAAACAAACAAAAAGAGCAGGAAAAACCACAAGUAAAAUGAAUUGUCUCCACUGCAUUAUGGGGAACAUUGUUACUCUUUCAAAGGAGACAUUUGCUUUUAUAUUGUGGUGAAGAGAGAGGGAAUGGCUGUAAGAGGGGCUCCUGGGCAGAGGUGAGAGGAGAAGGAUGUUAACCAGGCAUAGACAUAAGAUACUAACCAUCACUUUUCUUUACCUGUUCUUUUUUUUCCAAAAAUGGAAGUGUUUUUUCUCAUCUUCUAGUGUGAGAGACAAUGAUAAUAUAACCAUAUCCUUCUCUUUCCUUCCCAUGUUUUAAAGUGACCCUUUAAUCAGAGCAUAGCAGCUGCCUUUCAAAGUGGACCACAUCUAGUCAGAGUAGUAUUUACAUGGCCCAACCUUGUAGCCAGGAGCCAAUUGUCAAGGAGCCAAAUAUAUUGUUAGUACUCAGCUGACACUUGCUCAAUCCACGCGAGAUACUAUGACAAGCCACUGCUGGUGUGGGUAAUUUGAAACACUAUCCCGGCUCAUAGAAAAGUGGGUGAGGUCCAGCCUUUAUCAUACAUGGGGUCAAUUCAUAGAAAUUGCUUUGAAGUGAGUCAUGGCCCACAGAUUUCAUGGAGCUUAUUCUAAAUGUGACUAAGGUUGGAUCUGAGCUACUGACUCACACCAAACAGUGACAUGCAGAGGACUCCAAAAGUCAAUACAAAAAUAUAGUGUCACACAAAUAAAUGUCCUCUCCAUACUUAGGGUCACCUUGGCCUACUCUCAUACUUCCACAUGCUCCAUAUCUUGCUGAUAUACGUGCAAGCAAAAAUAAGGGUAAAAAUGUAUGCAUAUGGUUUGGGUGAGUGUAGGUUUGCUUUCUCAUUAGCCCGGCACCAUAAUUGAUGUGGGCAACUGGCUACAGAUCACACUGGCUUCAUUUGCCAUGAAAUGAUCAGUGUUCUUAUGAGAGGUUUUUCUGUCAUUUCCAUAUCUCCCACACACAUAUAUGUUAGGGAGAAAGAGGCGACAGUACACUAGCUUUCAAGGAGUCCCCCAAACCUCAGUAAAACAUUCAGAUGUCUUCCAAGAAGAGAGGGACAUGGGUGCUAUCCUACAGAGGGAAAAAGAAACCACCACCAGGAGUUAAAGGAGAAUAGAACAGUACCUACAGUCCCUCUGCGUUCUCAAGGAGCUUCAAUGGCAGCACCAUGAUUUAGACAACAGCACACAUCUCCCUUCCAGGCUAGAUUGCAUAUCCUUGUGGAGCAGAAUCUUAUGGCAGGAUAGCAGGCAAGCUCUAGUUUAUGACUCCUCACUUUAAAAGAUUGGAGAUAUAUAUUGAGGCAUCCCGAAUCAUAGACAUCCUCUGAUGAUGUUGCCAGGCCAGUCAGAUUCACCCAUUGACCAGCCCCCUUGCUGUUUUCCUGGUUCUCCAUACCCAGUCCUGGCUUCCAUACACUCCUGGGAAAGGGAUGCCACUCACCAAUGCAAAAAGUAGCAAAUUUUUGAAAUACAAUGAGAAAAGGACAAAAGGAAGCUAAGAGUUGCUGAGAUAUAUGGGGUUACUCAUAUGCAUUAUUAUGCAGCUGCAUUUUAAAACUUUACUCUGAUCUGGUCUCCAGAGGCCAUAGGGGCAGAGAUGAUUUAAUCAAGGAACUAAUAUAAAUAAAUAAUAAAAAUUGAAAAACCUCGGUGAGCCCUUAGCAUACUGCUACACCAUUGGUAAUUUGCUCAUCCAUAUAACAGACCCAGUCUUUGAUGGCUCUGUUUUCUACAGAAAAUGAUAGGGAACAGAAUUAGUUUGCUGGAAUGUCAUGAAAACAGUGGGGCUUAAGAGGACACAGCUAACAUGUUCUAUCGAUUUCAGUGGAAUCUAACCAUGAGUAACUUGGCCUAGAUGCAACCUAAGUUCUUGUGCCAAUAAAAAAGGCAAUCCUCCUGCUUUUACUCCUACCCUUUCUGCUAUUUGGCACAUUUUAUCAUACCAAAAGGUAUCUUCCUUUAGCUCACAGCCAUUCUACUUCUUCUUAUUCCUGCCUCUCAGCAAAGAUCCAUGAACACACCAAUAAAGCACAAGCUUUAUUGCAGCCACGGAAUGCACUAGUGAUUUAUUUUCAAGAUUUAACUUUGCAAGGGGAAACCUCUACUUCCCAUUAUUAUUUGUAAACCUCAACAGUAUUGUCCAGAGAGCAGAGAUGGGGUUGAUGAGAUCCUAGUUCUAAAAUUCCAAACUAGAUCUCAUUUCCAUUGCAAGGCAUGGAACUUUCCUCCUCUCAAGAGAGGCAACAUUGCACUGAAGGUGAGCUUCGCUGAUCUGUCUGCACCUUAAUGUAUCCUCCCCUUUCUAGUUGUUGCCCUGCAAGGAGGAACAGCAACAACAAAGAAUAAUGAUGUAAAGCUGAACUUUUCAAAACUUGAUGUAGCAUAUCCAACAUCUUUGCUCAUCUGUGUAGUGUUACUAGUGCUAGGCAGCUGGGAUCCAUGGUCUUGUAGGGAAUGUCUGAAAAGGCAACAGCUUACUGUUCACUCUUAGCUGAAGGAUUAGGCAACCUAGUACCCUUUAGUUGUUUUUGACUACAAGCCCCAUAAUCCCUGACCAUUCUGGUUGACAUUGAGGAAUGGGAUAGUCCAAAUAAUGGGGAACAUGAGGGGUUGCCUACUCCUGACUUGUUGCAUUUCAUCCCACACCAACUUCUUUGCUUCACACAGCACCCCAGACAAAAAGGAGUAGCUUUGGGGCUACUUGUGAGUGAAAACCUGCAGUUGGGGUUUUAAAUCUCAGGGAUUUUGUCACCACAGGAAACAAGUAGAGGAGAUUCCACAGAGACGUGAAAAUAUUAGGGAGAUGUUUUCUGUGAGGACCCAAUGGAAAACUUUUGUGGGUUAGCAUAGGGACCACAGAUUGAAAAUGUUACUUUUUGUGACCUAAAUCCCAUGAUUGCUGGGGAAUGAGGGGCUACUCAAAGUUAUAGAAUGAAAUAAUUGUUUCCAAGCCCUAGUAGAAAGGGAUUCCAAAGAUAAAAGCUCUGGGGUCUUCUCUGUGUGUGGGACACACCAAAAGGGGAACUUCCUAGCCAGACUUCCAGGAGUAUAUUAUCUUUGAGAUCUAGCCAGGAACCCUCAUGAGUACAUUCCUUUGGAAGAAAUAGUGACUGCAUUUUCAGGUUGGGGGGCAUAUUCACUGUGAAAAUCUUGCCCAUUGAGAAAUGUUUUAAAUAUAUAUAUAUAUAUAUAUAUAUAUAUAUAUAUAUAUAUAUAUAUAGAGAGAGAGAGAGAGAGAGAGAGAGAGAGAGAGAGAGAGAGUAAGGUACAUACUAUCAGGAUCCAGUUUAAUGGAAUCCAAAAUUAAAUCCCUGUUGGAAAAAUGCUGAAACUAAAGUUCCAUUGGAGUUCCAAAUGAAAACCCAGAUGUCUUGCUCUGUUGUCCUUUGCAUGCCAGCAUGUUUCUCCCUGCAGUGAUCUUCGAAAAUUAUAACAGCAGAACCAAGCACAGUUUAGGAUCCCCAUGAAGGAUUCAGAAGGCAUCUUUGGUAACAUGCCCUUAAGGUGCUUAAAGCAGUAGGAGAGAUGGGAGUUUGUUAACGAGAGGAGGCUUUAGUACCACUUGGAUGUGGGAUACCUGGCUUUCUAAAUUAUGGAGAAAUUGAAUAUAAAGAGUCUCUAAUAAUUAUAAAGGUGUAGGGCUGCUGCGUUCUCUGGAAGAUACAGGAUUGCUUGGAUCCAGUUUGGACAGGAAGCUGGGCUUUUUAUGUUGAUGCAGAUGCAGUUUUUCCUAUAAUAGUCUUGCAGUGGUAGGAAUCUCCCCAGAAACAACAACAACUUAAUGUAACUUUUCAAAAAUACAUGCUGAUGCCAUCCCCAUGUAGAUUUUCAUGACCCUAGGGAAAUGAGAUAACUUGCCUUUUGACUCGGAAUCAGGGUAAAGAGGAAUGAGGUUGGAAGGAAGGUGCAAGCAAAGAUUGUUCCUCAUUUCUACUGCUUCACUCCAGCCUCCCCUUGUCAUCCCAUAAUUUAUGCUAUGGAACAGGAUGGGCCACGGGUGAUUGUGUACUGCUGUUGACUUUGACUCCCUCCCUUCCACCUCUCUCCACAAUACAGAGACAAGGGAUUCAGAACACUAGUGGGGAGGGGGGAGUGGUUGAGUAAGUGGGGCAUGUAGCAAGCCAAGCAUCUUCUAGAUGUGAAGGAAAGGUUGCAAGUGAUCUGUAUCCUUCUUAUGUCCUGCAAAGCAAGCCUUGGGCUGUGGGCAGAAUAUUGCAUAACAUGGGGCAGUUCCAACAGGGGAGGAAUGGCAAGGCGAGAUAAUAGUGAAAGAAGACUUGCUCCAAAUUCCCCUGGCCCCUUCCUUGUAGCUAGUUUGGGACUUCAACUGCAACGUACACACACUACCAGUCUGAGAAAAAAAAGAGGAGAUCUAAGCGUUAUAUUUGCAUGAUGAUUUUACUGUAUUUUUCUGAGCAAAAACAUCUUUUGUGUAUGUGCUGGUUUGUCAGAACUAAAUCUAACCAUGCUCUUUUGCUUUUUCCUCCCACUUUGCCCCACCCCACAAAUUCCUCCAUACUCCCUUACCACCAUUGUGAGUUGAAAUCUUUGGGAGAGAGCGGACUCCAAAGAGAACCCAAACCUAGUGCCACCAGCAAAAUAGUAACCCCCUUCUGAUCCAGUCCACAUUGCCCUGCUGGUUUCGGCUUGGGUAACUUUUUGAGGCCUAAGUGAUGGCUCCAGUCUUUUAAUCUAUAUUCAUUCUAUAAUAAUUAUCCACCCCCACCCCCCCAUGAACCCUGAUUCUGUAGAAAUGCUUGUGAAGCAAUGGCUGUCAGGCAAGAGGACUCCUAGUUCUUGGUCAAAAGCAUCUACUGCUAGCCUAUCAUGCCAAUAAAACUGUUGUUCAGGGAUAUAAUAAAAAGUUUAAUUUUAAAGGCAUGACCUGAAGGCCUCAUCCAAAGUGAAUUGGUUUUAAUGGGAGCAAAAAACACCCCUCUAUUGUUGUAGAUUCUGUGAAUUGUAUUUCCUCAAAAGCCUGCAGGUAAUUUGGUAACCUAAGCAACAAUUGUUGAUCAAGUGAUCUUGACAGUGAUCUGCCUUUUCUGAAAUGACCAUCCCCAAAUUUAAUCUAUCCUCUUUCAUACUCCUGUAGUUCUUACCACGGAGACCAGAACAUCUUUGGGGGAAAAAUUCCUUGGGGCAAAUGAACGAAGAAAUCUGAUACUUAUGUUGGAGAAGUUCUUGUUUCCUUUCCUUGCUACACUUGAACCUAGCAAUUAUUGGACAUCAGAGAUAUCGUGCUUAUCCCAUUGAAAAGAAGAGGAAAUGCUGGAGUUGAUUUCCUGUUCUGUUCUGAUAAAUCUUCUAGUUAUAUCUCUGCAAGAGAAGAGCCUAUGCUUGGUUGUUUACUUGCCUCUUUUGAGUGCAGUGCUGUGGAAAUACAGAUGCCUGUCCCCCAUGGAAUGGAUUCUGGUCACAACCCAUCCCCAUGUGAGUUGUCCUGAAGAAGAAUAUGACCAAGAUAUCAAGCAUCUCCUGGAACUGAAUGGCAGAUGGCUAAGGAGGGUCAGGAGAACAUGGACGCAGUGAACUAUCACAUUAAAACUAUGACCUGUGAAAAAAAGACAUUGUGUAGAUUCCAGUGCAUGAUUGCCAUAGGCACAGCCACAGCAAAUACUGCAGUGCUGUUCUUGCCUCAUUCUCUGCUAUCUUCCAUCCUAUGCCAGAUAAUUCCUCCUGAGGUGGGCGUGAAAUAUUCAUGAACGACAAAUGAAAAUUUAUGUCAAGGAAUCUUGGCUGCGGCGGUGUCGAUGUGUUUGCAAUGCUAAUCAGGCUGGCUUCUUGCUAGAGGCACUCAGAGGCAGUGAUGUGGGGUGGGAAAUAGUUAAUACAGUCAGGACCCCACAAAAAACAAAGGAGACAAGAUAUGGUGGGAGAGAAAGAGAAGAGGGAAGGCAGAAGAAGCAGGUGACCAAAAAAGAAGAAAAGAGGUAUAUGAAUACAGAGAAGCAGUUUGUGGACUAGACUACAGAAAACAGAAUGAAUGAGCAAGAAAACCAAAAGAUAAAUGUAUAGGUGCCACAAAUUUUCUGAGUCAAGUUUAGUGUCAACCCUCCCCUAAACCAGCAUAAGGGCUUCUUUGCACUUUCUCACAACUUGCAGCUCCACAUUGCCUCUGACAGUUAAGCAACACAAUGGAAAUAGAGAUGAAAAUAGGUGGAUAGGAUGGAAAUGAUGAACUAGCUGCAUGAAAUUGCACUCGUUUAAAGCUGUGUUAUGAUUACUAGCCAGUAUACCCAAAUAAUGGGAAGCUGGAGCCCAUCUAUUCUAGACAGAGAAUGGUAUAGAGCUGACCUGAAUUAUUGAAUCAUUCUGUUUCCCCAAGGAUUGUGCAGGUUAUCUUUAUCUUUCCACCAGUCAGACCACUUUGUCCACAUUCAUCUCAUAUCAGGCCAAAUACUAAGGUGGGAUGAAAUUCAGAUAGGUUUGCUGUAGCCUGCACACACACUGUUUUACCUACGGCUGAUCCAAUGCGGAAAGUCAAAUUUCAAGAAAUAUCAAUUGAACCCAGACCCUGAGAAACUUAAAUGAGUUCCUACUGACAUAACAUUUUGGAGGUGUCAGGAAAAUGCAGUGGAAAUUGGGUGGUACAGUGGAGACAUGGAGAUUUCACAACACUGCAAAGUCAUCUGAUGCUUUAAACUCUCACAAUUCCUGUUUGCCAUACAGAAGGAAAUACAAAUGCCCUUCUAGAUGCUGUUAGACAGCUCAUUAUCCAUCAUUGGGUACGUUGAAUAGUGCCAAUAAUUCUGUUUGUGGAUCAGUUGGAAGGAGACCCUUCCUUUCGAAAUAGUGAAGAAAAUCCCCUUCAGGUUAUGAGUCCAGCCAUAUCCUGAGAUACACCCUUUCCCUAGCUCUGAUUUGAGGAAACAUUUUAUAGCAUAUCAACCCUAUGUAUUCUUUCUCCUGCUAAAAAGUCAAAAAAUGGGAAGUCUGCACUUAUUAAAUGCUUUGACAGGAAAACUGAUAGCAGUGUUAUGUGGUGAGGUGAUGGUGGAAGACUGAGGAGAAACAGAUAGAAUUAGGAAACUAAUGAGACAGAGUUUGAGAAGGCAUAGGAACAGGUCAGAGAAAACACUAAGUUAUUGUGCCAGUUAUUUUGAAGGCCAAGAGCCUGUUCUAUAUAGUUCCCUUUAGCAACAUCUCAUCCAUUGGAAUCAAACCAUUGAAGUAUGAUACAGUACAGGGCAUAGUGUGCAAUAUAAACAUGCCUACAUGAAUAUUUCCUCAACUGAUCACCAGAAUAUCCAGCACCACUAAAACUUAUUGAGAAGAAGGCAGCCACAGAAGGAAGCCAAGAAGUGAAAUAUCUGCUCCAUCUUCUUUGUUCUUAAAUGCAACGGAACAGUGAACAGAAUGUGCAGGUAGUCCACUUUUAUAUGGAAGCCACCACCACAUUGCGCAACAGCCAUGACAGCUGCACACAGAUGAAAGUGCAACUCUUCCAGGAUCAGGGACAACAGCCUCCGUAGAGUCACGGUGUACAAACUACAACACUGGGAAGUUGUUCUUUAAUGGAUCUCACUGUGAAAUGUUUUGUACUGAGCUCUUUUUUUUCCUGGGUGGGUGGGGGAUUUUUUGUGGACUUUGAGGAAACUUUCAUCCCAUGCUGCCAUGCUCCUUAAUCUUCAAAUAUUUGCUUUUAUGAUACUAUGUGGAGUUUUGCUCUAUGGAGUAGAUUGCAGUCACCUUGCAAUCUUUUGUGGACGUUCCUUUCUGUUGCAAACUGGAAGAAAGGACCACAUCCAUCUACCCUCUGCCCACCUUUUCCACCUUGAUCUGCUGUAUCUCAUUCAGGAGGAAGAUUUAACUCCAUAUAUUUCAGGGCAGCAAACCUACCUGAAAGUGGACUGAAAAUGGAAAUUUCUUCCAAACCUUACACACAUACAUACAUCUUCUCCAUCUUCCCGAGGGAUGCAUUUUCUUAGGUCCUUACCUCUCCCACCAUUAACUUCCUCCAUUCUUGGCCUUUGUGUCAAUUAUGAGGCCUUGCUUUCAGGUGACUCCUACACUCCUAAUAUCAAAUGACAACACCAGGAGAAGGAGCCAGUAGUAAGAAGGGUGGAAUCCCAGCAAAGCCCUGCCACCCACAAGCACAGAAUUGGGGUACAAGAGUUGGGGGUAGUGCCCCUUCAUCUCUAGGUCUCCUUCUCAAGUCCCACUUCUGCUCCCCUUGAAUGUAAUACACAAUUGGAGGCAGCUGCCAGUUUGGGUCCUCGCCAGUCGCUUGGGUUCCCUCCUCCUGUAAUGAUCCUGUGAACUUUGGUUGUGUAUGGAGAUUUAUUUUUGAAGUUUGGUUUUAUUUUAGGUUUGGUUUUGAAUUGAUCUUUCUUUAGUCCCCUGCCCCCUUCCAUAUUUUAAACUGAAUGGCACGAAAUUGUUUUCCUUGAAUCGGAGAUUCCUGUAUGGAGAAAAUCAAUUUCUAUAUUUGCAAUAAAUUUCUUAUUAAAAAAAAGAGAGAAACAAUUAA
Molecule: messenger RNA, 12589 nt
Organism: Anolis carolinensis (green anole)
Lineage: Eukaryota; Metazoa; Chordata; Lepidosauria; Squamata; Anolidae
Gene: elfn2
Product: extracellular leucine rich repeat and fibronectin type III domain containing 2
Exons: 5
Coding region: 1567-3981 (804 amino acids)
Cellular component (GO): plasma membrane
Molecular function (GO): protein binding
Source: RefSeq, a predicted model, not a curated record